Anneissia japonica is the source of this 5189-nucleotide messenger RNA. Its product is annotated as clathrin interactor 1-like. Gene Ontology annotation, molecular function: clathrin binding; phospholipid binding. Gene Ontology annotation, cellular component: clathrin vesicle coat; endosome; plasma membrane. The coding region runs from base 147 to 2528 and encodes 793 amino acids. The transcript is spliced from 17 exons. The record is from RefSeq and is a predicted model, not a curated record. Lineage: Eukaryota; Metazoa; Echinodermata; Crinoidea; Comatulida; Comatulidae. Gene Ontology annotation, biological process: endocytosis.
GACAACGUCAACUUCCGGUUUUCAGCCAUUUUGAUACCCGGCAGACCGAGAAUUUUGAAGAUCGAAUAAAUCUUCAAACAUCUUAAAAUCUAUAAAGAAUUUGCGAUAUUUUAUUUACAUGAAGUAGUAAUAGUACACUUACAAUCAUGCAAAACGCAAUUUGGAAGAUUCGUGAGAUCAGUGACAAAGUCACAAAUGUUGUGAUGAACUACAGUGAGGUGGAGGCUAAGGUGCGUGAAGCCACAAAUGAUGAGCAAUGGGGGCCUCAUGGAGCUUUGAUGGCAGAAAUUGCCAAAGAAACCUACACUUACGAACAUUUUCCAGAGGUGAUGGGUAUGUUGUGGAAACGUAUGCUGCAAGACAAUAAGAAAAACUGGAGACGAGUUUAUAAGUCAUUGCUGCUUCUAUCUUACCUAAUCCUGAACGGUUCAGAGAGGGUUGUAACAUCUGCCAGGGAACAUCUCUAUGAUCUACGAAGCCUUGAAAACUACACAUUCACAGAUGAAAUAGGCAAAGACCAAGGCCUAAAUGUUCGCCAAAAAGUGAAGGAUUUAGUUGAUUUCAUCCAAGAUGAUGAACGUCUGCGGGCAGAUCGAAAGAAAGCCAGAAAGGCCAAGGACAAAUAUGUAGGAGUCUCGUCAUCAGUUACAUCAAGAGGACACGGUUAUAGUGAUAGAUAUGAUAGUGAACCUAAAUCAAGUCGUUACGAUAGUUCCUUUAAAGAUUUUGACGCUCAAAUAGAAAAACAACGAAAGAAAGAAUCACGAUUUAGAUCAUUCCAUGAUAGAAGUGACUCACCGGGAGACUCACCUGUAGAAUAUCCAAGUGAGGGGGAGUAUGAUUAUACAGAAGAGGAAGAGAGUUCCACAAAGAAAGAGUUCCAUGAAGAUGAAGAAGAAUACACAAGUUCCAGCAAAACAAAACCAACAGUAGCUACUACUACAACAAAAACAAAGUCACGUAAACCAAUUGAUAUGGGUGCUGCCGCGACCUACGGUGGGGGACAUAAAAAACAAGAUAGUCAAACAUUAAGUAUAGGAUCCGAUUUAAUGGAGUCAAAGCCCCAAGAAGCAGAUUUCUUUGCAGAUUUUACAUCGGCAUCGACAACAGCACCUGUAGGCACUAACAAUGGUAUUGAUGACUUUAACCCCAGGGGCAGUGAUCAACCAGCUAAGGCAACUACACAAGAUUUUAAUGGCGAUUUCGGUGACUUCACUUCAUUCCAGAAUUCAUCACCCGCUAAACCAGCGCUAGGGGAAACAGAUUUAUAUGGUGGCUUCCAGAGUACAGGAUCUUUAGGUGCAACUUUACAAUCAGAGAUGAGCUUACUUUCACCACAUCCUGCUAAUAGCAAUCAACAGUUGUUACAAUCUCAAAUGUCUACAAAUCCUCUGCAAUCAAAUUUCAUGCAGCCCAUUCAACCACAGAAUCCCCUCAUGCAGGCAGCACCCCUUCAAUCCCAACCAUUGCAGCCACAGGUCAACCUAAUGCAGACUCAAGUUGGCUCGAUGCAACCCCAAGUUAGCCCGAUGCAGCCUCAAGCUAACCCGCUGCAGCCUAGCCUUAUGUCAUCUCAACCAAUUCUUCAGCCGGACACUGAAGCACCAUCAAUAGUGAAUAGCAUCUUGGAUGGUGGUACCGUAUUGACUACUAUUACCGCUCAAUCUCCAUUAAUGUCAGCAUCUCCUGUGCACAUGAUGUCAUCACAACAAAUGGGAAAUAAUUUAAUGAAAAGUGAUAGCACGGCUUCAUCUCAGAAUGUUAAUAUGAUGCCUUCCUCACCCCACAUGCUGCCCUCUUCACACAUGUUUCCUCCUUCCCAAAUAGUACCUCCUUCCCACAUGAUUUACCCCUCCCAAAUAAACUCCGAUUCCUGUUACUCAAUGGCAUACCUGACACAACCUUUCAUGAUUGGCGAUAUGAAUUCUUAUAUGCAGCAGCAACAAGGUUUAGGAAAUAUGAUGCCAAUGAAUGCAGCAUCGGUGAAUAGCGGGUCUAUGCAAAUGACGCAACAGAAAUCCUCUGUAGUGAAGCCUAAUUCAGCUACAACUCCACAGAAAAACACCUGGAGCGAUUCCAAGGUCAACAUAAGUCUAGAUUCAUUAAGUCCGGCAGACAAAUAUAAAAAAGUUUCUCAGCCUUCAAUGAACCAACUUGUAGGCAGCCAAACUCAAGUAUUAGGAUCCCCUCAACAACAACAACAGCAGCAGCAACAACAACAUAUAACCAAUAACAUGGCACAAAUGAACCUUGGAAACCAAAUGCCACAGCAAGGCAUGAUAGGAAUGCAGCAGCAAGGCAUGAUGGGAGCCAUGCCAGGCAUGGUGCCAAUGGGAAUGGGUAUGCAGCAAGGCAACAUGGGAAUGCAGCAACGUAACAUGGGUAUGCAGCAAGGCAGCAUGGGAAUGAUGCAAGGCAAUAUGGGAAUGCAGCAAACUAACAUGGGAAUGGGAAAUAUGGGAAUGAACAUGGGAAUGGGAAUGGGUCAACGGCAACAAAUGGGAAAUUUUGGGACAAUGGGAAACUGAUUCCUGCUGUACUACUUAAAUAUGAUUUAUUUCAAUACAAAUAUUAAAAUUGAAUUAUGUAAAAAAAAAUAUGGAAUAUAAAAAUGAAAUGAGGGAUAUAUAUAUAUAGCUGAUGUCAUAAAGAAGCUGUGUAAAACAUAAUUAAGGAUAGAUGCUAGCAAUAUGAGUGACAAAAGUGUUAUAUUACAAUGAAUUGAAACUAGAAAUCUAACCCAUGGUUUUUGGGGGUUUUUUUUGUGCAUAUUUUAACGAUGCUAAGUUGUUGAUUAUAACCCCCACACAUGGUCUGUUGCAUAAUAUUGCAAGUAUAUUAAUUACCCAUAAUCUUUUGCUGAAUUGUUUUUCUUUUGCUAUGGUGGUAUGCGUAUAGCACCAACUUUCAUUGGGCUUUCUUCCAUGAGAAGCAUUCUGUUAACCAUUAGAAACACUGUUAACCAUAAGAAGCAUGCUGUUGACCAAAUAUUUAAAUUUAGUCUGUGUUUAUUCACUUGUAUACAUGUUCAUUUACAUUUGUGUUGCAGGUCACACACACCCUGUAUUGCAAAUGAAAUUGUGACAGAACCUUAACUUUUGACUUUGGGAAAAAAUAAAGCAAUUUAUUUAUAUUGUGGCAGCUUAUCUCAUUUGAUGUCAACUCUGCAGAAAGACAAAGAAAAAGUUGAUUAAACAUUCUUGGUGGGAUGAAAGUUAAAUUUUAAAAUAGUUUGUUUUAAGGCAUCAGUACUUGGUGGGUGUGGGGGGGGGGGUGUUAGGGUUGGCCAAGCAGGGAAGUGGAAUUGUAGGACCUUCAUCCUCCAACCUUUUUGUAAUCUUUCAAUGUUCUGCAUUUUGUGUACUGCAGGAAAUACUGUAACCAAGGUACUGUACUGUAUAUGAAUUGUCGUCUGACAUUGUAUAAUUUUAUUUUGAAAGUCAGAAGUUUGCCAGUCGUUGGUUGCUGGUACUGUGGCUAAUAAAACUGGUUGACAGGCAAUAUUGCUGGCUUAGUAAAAAGGGAGUGGCUGAGAGACUGUCAAACAGUAGCAGUGCUUGCUGAAAUGUUUAACAACAACAAUGCUACAUUUAUUUAUAUAUUUAGUCUUUCAUUGUUUAGAUACAUGACGACACAACAUCUUAAAACUUCUUAAAGCAUGCAGGUGGUAUAAUAUUAUUAUGUUAAAGUGAUGUUUUAGGGUAAGUUCAGAUUCAGAGAUUAACUCUAGCAUAACUAAAGAUCAAAUCAAAAGCAACGUGAUUAAUUUUUAUGAUAAAAUAAAAUUUAUCUUUUUUUUGCUAGAUUCUGUUUUCUGGGAAAAUAAGUAUCAUCAGUGCAUUACAUUUCUAACUAACCGGCAUACGUUGAUCUUUGGUCAGGUAUUCGUAAUGCCAGUAAGCAGAAAUGAAUGCGUACAUAAGCUAAACCACAAAAGAUUUGACGGUGAAUUUCUAAACAUUAAUGUUUUCAUCAAAUAGAAUUUACUUACAGUAUUAUUUUAUAGCUUGACUUAUCAGUCUGAAACAUAUUUUAACAAGCAGCAUAGAGUAAUGUUAGUUAAAGGUUUGUACAGUACUUCAUUCAUAUAUUUAACUACUGCACAGAAUAGGAUAAAAUUCGUUGGUUUAUUGAAUGAUCUAAAUCUAAAGAGAAGUAGACUAUACUUAUUAUUUCCUUUAAUGCUUUGAAUUUCAUGCCAGUAAUGUAUUCUUAUACAGAAGCAUUGUGAAUAACCAAUAUUUUCUGAAAGUGGCAUCAUAGUGUGUACUUUUUGAUUAGGUCAUCAAAAGAAAUGUAACCACAGCAUUAUAUAAUAAUACAGAUGAUUGCAUCCUGAUUUGCAAUCAGGUACUUUUUGUAUCUAAACUAUAGAAGACUUGCGAAAUUAAGACAAUUUUUCGGGGAAACACUCCUAUGAAAAAAAAAGUAAUUUCUAUCAAUUUCUUAGCAAUGUUGUAUAGUUUAAACAACACACAUUAAACUAUUUUUAUACCAAAUUUAUGUAUACUACACAUAUACUAGAUACAUUUUACAUUUUUGUUUAAAGAACUGGUUAAUAUGUAUUCAAUUUUGUUUCAUUUUUUGUUUGGUUGUUUUUCCUCAUUGUUCAUCUUUUUUAAUAACACUAAUCUGCAGAACGUAUUGCUUAUUUUAAUAAUAUAUGUUGAUAUAUCUAAUGUAUUAUGAUUGUUUAUUCAUAUUAUUAUUCAUCAUCACCACCACAUUUGAUUUCCAGAUAUGAAUAGGCCUAUUUUAAAAUCACUUGUAAAUUUUAUUUGUGUAGUUUUGUCUUACGUGGCAUAGUACUGUACGUCCACCGUCUACGAGGUUGACGAAUGUCUUAAUACAUUUCUGUGAAUGUAUAGAAAAAAUUAAAGGAAAAUAAUAUGAACAGAUAAAUUUUAAUCUUAUUGAAAAAUUGCUCUGUAAUAUUUUUAUUUUUUAUUGCUGUCUGUACUUUGUUUCUAUAUAUUGUGUUUUUGUUUUUACAUGUACCUCACAAAUUAUUAGUUUUUUUUAAACCAGAACUAGCCUCGAUAUUCAACCAAUCGGCACUAACCAUUCCAUACCGGAAGUGACGUUUGUGUAUGAACAAAAUCAUUUAACAUGUACAUCAGAAUUUAAAACCUUGUAAAUGUUCCACUACUACUGUAAAGAAAUCAUGUAUUAUUGCUAUUAUUUAUAUU